AUGUCGCUCGUGUACUUGCCUGAGGACUCGUGGUCACUUCGCUACGGUACAGACUACUUCACAGUCGCCAUUAUCAACUAUGUGGUGAUGGAGGAAAAGUACGCAUCGUAUGAGUUGCAAAUUCAGAAUGGACGACGCAGUUGGAAGAGGUUGCGUCGUUUUAGUGAGUUUGACGAACUACUUGCGAGUGUGCGCUUUAAAGCAGGCAAACUGCCUGAGUUACCGCCUAAGACCUAUUGCUGCCGAGACCUCAAUCCAGACUUCUUAGCUAGACGCAAAGACCAAUUACAAGAUUUUUUGCAUCAUUUACUGCAGAUCCGAGGGAUCGCUGAUGACGACCAUGUGCGCAGAUUUCUUGGGCUUAAGCUAUCUGCAGAGCUUUAUUAUAUUGCUGGUAGAUCUUUUUCAACUUCUCUGCUCGUAUCAAGAAAGUAUGACAAGGGUUAUUUUGCGGGACACAACAGCACGAAGUCUGCGUACAUGGGUAUGAACGUAUUCUGA
Molecule: messenger RNA, 501 nt
Organism: Plasmopara halstedii
Lineage: Eukaryota; Oomycota; Peronosporomycetes; Peronosporales; Peronosporaceae
Product: px domain containing protein
Exons: 4
Coding region: 1-501 (166 amino acids)
Molecular function (GO): phosphatidylinositol binding
Source: RefSeq, a predicted model, not a curated record